Molecule: messenger RNA, 741 nt
Organism: Blepharisma stoltei
Lineage: Eukaryota; Ciliophora; Heterotrichea; Heterotrichida; Blepharismidae
Source: the annotation of a GenBank genome assembly
AUGGAAAGCAAAACGAUUUGUAAUUAUCUAGAUUCUCUAUACCAAUGGGGGAUGCCAAACCAAACUUCUGUAAUAAAAACACAACAGUCUGUUAUUGAUGAUAUUUGCCCUUUAAAAAGCCCUGUAAAAGAUGAAGGGAAAAAUUUUGAUUUUUUUGUACCUUUUAUAAAAGAAAGAGAUGGGCUUGGGAGAUUAAUAACUUAUAAAGAUGAAAAUUUUAAAGAAAAACGGGCACAAAGCAGCUAUACACCUAGCAGAAAAGCUGUUAUUUUGCCUCCUAAAAGAAAACUUUUAAUGAAAAAAUUGAGAGAUGAAGAAAUUGCGAAAAACUCUCCGACUGUAGGAUCUUAUUGUACGCCAAUUAAUUGAAUAAAGCACUCAUACUCCACGAAAUCGUUGUUUUUUCCUAAAAGGCAUCCAAGCCGUGGGAGAAUAAACCAAAAUCCAAAUUUUUCACAAAAUACUUCAACUGAAGUCCAAAAAAAAUUGCUUGAAAACAGCAUGAGAUCCACAAAACAGUCUGCAGAAAGCACUAUUGAUAGGAAAGCGAAUAAAAUUAAAAUUGACCGGAAAAAAGGAAUUUGAGAAAGCUUGAAACUGCAAGGAUCGGCUGAGGAGUUCAGAGAGAAUUUAAAAUUAACAAAAGAAAAAAGUGAAAUUUUGCAGCAUCAGGAUAAUAUUAAGAGACUGCUCAAAAAUAUGAAGAAAAAAGAAAAAGUGGCAGAUAUAAGUGUAGUAUAA